GGGAGGAGGGGCUUCGAUGGGUGCUCCAUGUUGUUCCGCACGCUGCUCCGGGUCCUGCGGCAGCGGUGGCACCGCUACAAAUACCGCUUCGUGCCCUGGAUCGCACUCAACCUGAGCCAGAACCGGAGGACCUUGAGAUAUGUUCCAGAGCACUCCAAAGACAAAAUCAUUCCAGACGAAGAUGUCCUAGGAACGUUACUGAAAGUCUUUCAGGCUCUAUUUAUACGGGAUUUUGGUAGACAAACAGACAUACUUGCCUUGCUUCCAGAAGCUGUUAAAUCAAAAUAUCAGGAUUUAUUGGUUACACAUCAUCAAAGGACGGAACAGCCCAGAUGCAACGUUCAGCAACAAAAGAUCUACAAGCCAGGAGAAGUUCUCUUUAAUACACUGGGCUUCAGUAUUUCCCGAGAAACUAGUUCAUUGAUUUCUGCUGGAAAAGGUGUCUUUGUUACCAGAGGAUUUGUGCCAAAAGGAGCAGUUGUGUCUAUGUAUCCUGGUACAGUAUAUCAGAAGCAUGAGCCAAUUUUUUUCCAGUCCAUUGGUAACCCAUUCAUUUUUAGAUGCCUAGAUGGGAUGCUUAUUGAUGGAAAUGAUAAAGGAAUAUCAAAAGUUGUAUACAGGUCAUGCAAUGGGAGGGACCAGUUUGGCCCUUUUAAAAUGAGCGACUGUACAUGGUUGACAUCGGAGGUUCAAAAUCCACUGGCUGUGGGACAAUAUGUAAACAAUUGCUCCAAUGACAAAGAAGCUAACGUAUGUUAUCAGGAAUUUGAUGUGCCUGAACUUUUCCCGUUAGAAUUGAAGCAGUACCUUCCAAACAUCAUGUAUAGUCGUGAUACACAAAGGUCAGCAUCUCUCAGAACAGUGAUUUCCCGUUGCGAUGCGUGGUCCUUGUGGCACUCAGGGACAUCCAGCCAGGAGAAGAGCUUUUCUCCAACUACUACACAAUUAUCAACUGACUUGACAGUAUCAGUUUAUCUACUUAACUAUUCAUUUGGCUUAAGAGAUCUUUUCUCGGUGAAUUUCUCUGGGUUGCCUGUCGUGGAGAUUUGUUUGCCCUUUGAGAUCUAAUUAGACUGGGGAUUUUUAUCUUCAUGUAAAUAUUGCUUUUAUAUUUUGAUGUGGUGAUGGAAGCUGUUUGCUCCAGUGCCUUUUUAAAUUUGUCAAGUUAAAUUGUUUUUCACCUAAAUACACGAUAGCUUAUUAAAUUAAAAUCAGCUUCCUGAACAUAUCUUUUCGUCGACUCUUGUUUACUUGCAUAUCCCCAAGAUGGAGUUCUGAUUUUUUAGCGUGACUGGGCAGGGACUUGACAGACCUCAUUUGGUAUUGGAAUGACAUUGUUCAUUCUUUUUUGUGGCUUUGAUGUGUUCCAGUCUUCUUAAGAACCUCAUCCUCACUUUUUUGGGAGGAUGGGAUUGGGAAUGGGAUUGCUGUGGCUGCCAUUAGGUUACAUUAAGUACGAAACUGAAAGAAUUUCUUCUCACU
Molecule: messenger RNA, 1482 nt
Organism: Dromiciops gliroides (monito del monte)
Lineage: Eukaryota; Metazoa; Chordata; Mammalia; Microbiotheria; Microbiotheriidae
Gene: SETD9
Product: SET domain containing 9
Exons: 6
Coding region: 28-1068 (346 amino acids)
Molecular function (GO): protein binding
Source: RefSeq, a predicted model, not a curated record